CUGGCCGCCGCCCCGAUGUCCCACAGCGCGCGAAGGGGACAGCAGGAGGAGGAGGAGGAGGAGGAGGAGGGGGCGGAGGAGGGAGCGGCGAGGGGCAGCCAGGCGCGGCCCAAGAGCCAUCUGGAGCCGGCGGCGAGCGGUGGCAGGACCCAGGACCGGCAUGAGAGGAAACGGAAGAGGCAGGAGGCGCAGCAGCUCCAAAAACUCCAGCACCUGGAGUCCUUCUAUGAGAAACCUCCCCCAGGGCUAAUUAAGGAGAAUGAAAUAAAACCAGAAGACUGCAUACCUGAUGUACCAGGCAAUGAAAGUGCACGAGAAUUCCUGGCACAUGCCCCAACAAAAGGGCUUUGGAUGCCUUUGGGAAAAGAAGUCAAAGUCAUGCAGUGUUGGAGGUGUAAACGUUAUGGACACAGAACAGGAGAUAAAGAAUGCCCAUUCUUUAUAAAAGGCAAUCAGAAAUUGGAACAAUUUAGAGUAGCACAUGAAGAUCCAAUGUAUGAUAUAAUACGGGAAAAUAAACGUCAUGAGAAAGAAAUGAGGAUACAGCAACUGAAGCAGCUCCUGGAGGACUCUACCUCAGAAGAUGAUGAUGGUAGCAGUAAUGACAGUGAUGAGGUUGAAGGUGGCAGCAGCUCCACUUCCUCAGAAUGUAGAGAUAAACACAAGAAAAAAAAGAGAAAGAAGGAAAAGAAAAAAAAAGAAAAGAAGAAGAAGAAAAAGAGAAAGCGUAAAUCAUCUAAAUCUAAUGAGAAGUCAGAAUCUGACUGACAGCAGUCAGCUGCUGCAUGUUCCUUGACCCCUACUUGCAAACUGCAAGGAAAGAUCCAAAGAAUGAGGAAGAAAUCACCAGAAAGGGCUUUAUUAAAUACUCAGAACAUACAGAUGGUUACACACAGCAUCCUACACUGGAUGUCCCUCUUCUGCCCCUCUGCAGUGCUGCAGCCAGAAAGAAGAGAGCUGCAUUAAACAGUACUCAAUCAACCAUAUCUUUAUGCUGUAAAACCUGUGCUAAGGGUCGU
Molecule: messenger RNA, 1019 nt
Organism: Harpia harpyja (harpy eagle)
Lineage: Eukaryota; Metazoa; Chordata; Aves; Accipitriformes; Accipitridae
Gene: RP9
Product: RP9 pre-mRNA splicing factor
Exons: 6
Coding region: 16-768 (250 amino acids)
Biological process (GO): RNA splicing
Source: RefSeq, a predicted model, not a curated record